Molecule: messenger RNA, 1127 nt
Organism: Myxocyprinus asiaticus (Chinese sucker)
Lineage: Eukaryota; Metazoa; Chordata; Actinopteri; Cypriniformes; Catostomidae
Product: proenkephalin-B-like
Exons: 3
Coding region: 108-866 (252 amino acids)
Biological process (GO): chemical synaptic transmission; sensory perception; neuropeptide signaling pathway
Cellular component (GO): plasma membrane; dendrite; neuronal cell body
Molecular function (GO): opioid receptor binding
Source: RefSeq, a predicted model, not a curated record
UGGAUAAAGAGUGAUUCGGAAAAAAUAAGUUUCAACCAGUUUCCCCAAGUGAUUGCCUUGGCGCUUGGAGAACAAGCAAGCUUUGUUCAAACAAGGAAUCACUGUAGAUGAUGGAGUGGUAUGUUUUGGUGUUGACGCUGAGCUUGCCAACCUUGAGUCGGGCAGAUUGCUCAGCGCAGUGUCUGAGAUGCGCGCAACAGAUCUCCGAUCUGAACACUGCAGUCAGCCGCUUGACUUGUAUCUUAGCAUGUGAAGGAGCCGUCCCAUCUAGUACACUAAAAAGAUGUGAGAAGGCUCUACAGGACCUUUCAAAUGAAUUAGCGGACCUCAACGCCGAUGUUGACGGAGAACGAAGCGCGUUAAAGACGGAGGAUCUCCAAGAGCCGGAGGCAUCAAACCUGGUCAAACGAUACGGGGGAUUCAUAAAGAGGAUCGAUAAAAAUAAAAAUAAAUUACUCGCCUCGCCCUGGAAGGAGAACGCCGUACUAAAAGGAUUCUUCGCGAAGAAAUACGGAGAACCGCUCUCGAAACUGGGCGAGAGAGACGUCCCGUCGAUAACCGAAGACGAUGAGGGGGACGAUAUUAUGGAUGAAAAUGAAACGGGAGUUUACGAUAACGACCUUCCUUUAAACGAAGUCAAACGUUACGGAGGUUUCCUCCGUAAAUUUGGUCCAAAGCAACGCGACUUCGUGGAUGACAACAGCCGGCAGGUGUUGCAGAAAAGAUACGGCGGUUUCAUGCGAAGAAUUCGCCCGAAGUUGAGGUGGGACAACCAGAAGCGAUACGGCGGCUUUUUACGUCGUCAUUUUAAAAUUUCAGUGCGCUCUGACGAAGAACCCUCAUCGUACGAGGACUACAGUUUAUAGGUUACUGUAUCAUUGAUAAUUCAAUUACUACUCAUUUCACAGUAUAUUUUCUCCUCACAAAUGUCAUGAUUUCAUACGUGCUGUUCCAAACUGGCUGCUAACCUCUGGAAGCCAUCAAUCACGAAUGACAGUCGUGUGUCAAUCAUGUGUUCAGGACGUUUUAACUGACCAACCACUUGUUGUUUCCCGUUACCCCAGUGUAAACAAAGAAAACACACUGCAGACAAUGCUUGUUUAAAAUGACAAAUAAAGGGCAAGAAC